AUGUUAUCGAAAUUCAAGCGAAGUAUAAAAUUAAAAACUAUGUCACUUUCAUUUAUGUUAUUCUAGAGUACCGAAAUAUUUGCAAAGCGGCAUAACUUUAAAAAUCUAACGGGGCAAACGUUAACAGUUACUCAACACUUUUGUCAAUCCGCGAAAGAACGAUUUGGCGUUGUCGCGUGUGUAUUUAAUUGGGCUAUUCGCGGUAUUAUGAUAAGUCUACCGGCUGAUAAAAUGUAGCUUGACCAGAUACUUAGCAAAGUCGCUGCAAUCGCAUUAAGUUGCCCCACCGCUGUGGAAGCCUCCACCAGUCGAGGCUUUUAUAUUUUAAAUAAAACUCUGUACUUAAUACAUGUUUUGCCGCGUUGAAGUUAAAAAUGAAGAUCAUAUUUUUUUUCUUAAUUUUUACCGUUUUGUACAACGUUUCAAGCACCGAUAAAGAGGCUGCGGUAGAAGAGGACAAUGGUGUUUAUUAUGAUACGGGAUCGUCGACAAGACGCAAAAGAUUUUUUUGGAAAGACUUUCAAAGCCCUGUUAUUGAAAACUUUUUGCAUCUCACAGGGACUCCCUACAACAAGCAGAGCCUGACUAGCGAUAUUUUUAGUUUCCUACGAGAUAGCUACCCUUUGCCUAAAGGACUGAAAGAGCCCUACUCCGAGUAUGACUUUGUGAUAAUUGGCGCUGGAUCAGCAGGAUGCGCUUUGGCCUCACGUCUAACAAAAAAUCGUAAUGUAACCGUUCUGUUACUUGAAACUGGAAAACCGGAAAUGAUACUGACGGAUAUACCAGCUAUUGCACCAAGUUUCCAGGCGACGGAUUAUGUUUGGCAUUAUUAUAUGGAACCUCAGCCUGGAGUCUGCAUGGGAAUGAACAACCAACGGUGUUUUUGGCCGCGGGGCAGAGCGAUUGGUGGAACAAGCGUUGUAAAUUACAUGAUUUAUACCAGAGGCAGGCCAAGAGAUUGGGACCGCAUUGCUGAAGCCGGAAACUACGGCUGGUCCUACAAUGAUAUGCUAAAACACUACAUCGAAUUGGAAAAAGCUGAUUUAAAAGGAUAUGAGAAGACACCACAUAGAGGUCGUGACGGUGAGCUGCCUGUGGAGUUUGUUCCAUUAAAAACCCGCUUAUCCGAUGCAUUCUUGGAAGCUGGUAAAAUAUUGGGACAUCCAACAGUUGACUAUAACGCACCAGAGCAGUUAGGUUUCGGUCGAGUUCAAGUCACAAUCAGCCACGGUCGGAGAUAUAGCGCUGCCAAAGUAUUUCUACAUCGACAUAAAAAUAGACCUAACCUACAUAUCUUGCAAGACACUACAGCUACGAAAAUAUUAAUUGAUCCUGAAACGAAAAUAGCAUAUGGUGUAGAAUACGUACGAAAUAAUCUUCUCCAUACUGUCUUAGUACGGAAGGAAGUUAUAGUAUCAGCCGGACCAAUAGCGUCACCGCAACUUCUAAUGCUGUCUGGUAUCGGACCACAAGAGCAUUUAAGGUCUAUUGGAAUACCGGUAAUCCAUAAUCUUCCCGUGGGACGGAGAUUAUAUGAUCACAUUACCUUUCCGGGGCUGACAUUUACUUUAAAUGUAACAGGCAUAUCCUUGAUUGAAAAUAGACUAGCGAAUAUACAGACUGCUGUUGGUUGGCUUCAACAUGGCGAUACAGCACUUGCUUCCCCUGGUGGAGUGGAAGGUAUUGGCUAUAUAAAAACACCAGUUAGCGGCGAUCCUGAUUUAUCGAUUCCUGAUAUAGAGCUUAUUAAUAUAGGCGGAUCCAUAGUCUCCGACGGUGGGCCAGGCGCAAGUAGAGCUGUCCGCAGAGGAAUGAGAAUAUCUGAAAGCCUUUUCAACGAGGCGUAUGGAUCUAUCGACGGAAAAGACACAUGGAGUAUAUUUCCGAUGUUACUACACCCUAAAUCCUUCGGAUAUUUAGAGUUGAAAGACAGUAAUCCUUUUAGUCAUCCCCGUCUAUACGGCAACUAUUUAACAGAUCCGAGAGAUGUUGCAAAUUUUGUAGCGGCUAUUCGAUACAUUCAAGCCCUAGCAGCAACUGCUCCAUUUCAACGUUACGGUGCCAGAAUACAUCCAGCUAAAUUUAAGACGUGUCGAAUGCAUACAUUCGAUUCUGAUGAAUACUGGGAAUGUGCAGUGCGCACUCUUACAGCAACCCUACAUCACCAAAUAGCCACAUGCCGUAUGGGGCCACAAGGAGACCAGUUAGCCGUCGUGGACCCUGAACUCAGAGUACAUGGCAUUAAGAGAUUACGAGUAGCCGAUUCAAGUAUUUUACCACGUACUAUAUCAGCACAUACUAAUGCACCUGCAAUGGUUAUAGGCUUAAAAGCAGCGAAGCUUAUAAAACUUACAUGGAACAUUUAAGUAGUAAUAAA
Molecule: messenger RNA, 2377 nt
Organism: Maniola jurtina (meadow brown)
Lineage: Eukaryota; Metazoa; Arthropoda; Insecta; Lepidoptera; Nymphalidae
Product: glucose dehydrogenase [FAD, quinone]-like
Exons: 5
Coding region: 375-2366 (663 amino acids)
Molecular function (GO): oxidoreductase activity, acting on CH-OH group of donors; flavin adenine dinucleotide binding
Source: RefSeq, a predicted model, not a curated record